This is a messenger RNA of Epinephelus fuscoguttatus (brown-marbled grouper), 1057 nucleotides long. RefSeq lists its product as uncharacterized. Gene Ontology annotation, molecular function: MHC class II protein binding; protein tyrosine kinase binding. The coding region runs from base 78 to 953 and encodes 291 amino acids. The transcript is spliced from 3 exons. Gene Ontology annotation, biological process: T cell activation; interleukin-15-mediated signaling pathway; positive regulation of ERK1 and ERK2 cascade. Lineage: Eukaryota; Metazoa; Chordata; Actinopteri; Perciformes; Serranidae. Gene Ontology annotation, cellular component: membrane raft; external side of plasma membrane. The record is from RefSeq and is a predicted model, not a curated record.
UGUAACACAGGAAAUGAAGACUGUCCUGUAGAACAAAGCAGCAGCGACAGCAGGGAGACACAAAGAGCUGCUCAAACAUGACAGGCAGAGAAAACCUCAUGAGACUUCUGCUGCUGUCCGGUCUGCUUCUAACAGUUGUGACAUGCAAAAAGGAUGCCGUGUUUGUGUACAGCAGACUUAGAGGUGAUGCCCUCCUGCCAUGUAUCAACCCGGUUUCCCCAGACUGCUCCUUGAUCACCUGGACCUUCUACAAAGGUGGCCGGGUGCGGUACACUGAGGAGGUCAUCAGGGGUCAGGUGAGGGCGGAGUCAGACAAGUCCAGCCGCAUGUCCAUCACAUCCAACUGCUCACUCAUCCUCCGUGAACUCAUUGUCGACGAUGCCGGCUCCUACGUCUGCGUGAUGCAUGGACAAGCCAUCACUGAUGUUUACCUCUCUCUCGUCACCAUCACUUCACCCUCCACCAUCACUGAACUGCAGCCUGGAGGAACCCUCACUCUGAGCUGUAUCCUCUUCACUUACUAUGAUGUUGGGAGCUGCAAGUCAUACUCCAGCAUGUUCAACCUCAGCUGGGCGGCUGAGGACGGUUCUAUGCUGCCCAAAGACACCAGGUAUGUGCAGAUUGCCCGCACUCGCUGUAACAUCACUCUGGUCACAAAACUCCAGGGGGAGGACAACAACAGGAAGUGGAGGUGUCAGGUCAAUGCAACAGAUAACAGCAGGGCAACAUUUCUGGACUUCACAUCUACAUUUUUGUUCCAACCUCCUUCCACUGCCCAGACUCUGAUUCCUUCAGAAACCAUCGACUGUCCAGUCCAGCUGCCCAUCAGCCGCAUCGUGCUCUGUGCCGCUCUGCCAGUCAUGGUGUUAAUUGUGGGAUUCUUCACAUGGAAAGGAGAUCGUAAGAGGGCCAAACUAGCUGCAGCUGGCACUGAACUUCAGGAGAUUAACUGACAGUUUGCCACUGUGUCUUUCCUUGGGUUAUUCUUUGCUUUCAGCAGGAUUUCUUUACUGUAUCUGUUUGAUGGCCCCGUUUUUAAGCCCCAAUCCCCAUGGAU